AUGACGGGAGUAGCAUCAGAGCAAGAGGUGCAGGAGGCGGGGGAGCAACCGGUGGAAGUCUCGCGUAACGUGGAAGAAGCGGAAGCGGGGGAAAAAUCAGGAGGAAGCGCGGCUCCGGUGGAAGAGGCGGAAGCGGGGGGAGAAUCCGAGGGAAGCGCGGAUCGGGCGGAUGAUGAGGGGGCUUUGUUAGGCGGUGAGGGGAAAGGAGGGGCGGAAAAUGGGGAGGAUGAUGGGGACAAGGGGGUGGAGGAGAGGAGUGGGGAGGAGGAAGAAGUUGAGGAUGCUUUAGAUGGGGAAGAUGCGGAAGCAGUGGCGGAAGUAGAGGCGGAAGCGGAGGCGGAAGGAGAGGCGGAAGAAGAGGCGGAAGGAGAGGCGGAAGGAGAGGCGGAAGGAGAUGCGGAAGGAGAGGCGGAAGGAGAGGCGGAAGGAGAGGCGGAAGUGGAGGCGGAAGGAGAGGCGGAAGGAGAGGCGGAAGGAGAGGCGGAAGCAGUGGCGGAAGGAGAGGCGGAAGAAGAGGCGGAAGAAGAGGCGGAAGGAGAGGCGGAAGGAGAGGCGGAAGCAGUGGCGGAAGCAGAGGCGGAAGGAGAGGCGGAAGAAGAGGCGGAAGCAGGGGCGGAAGGAGAGGCGGAAGAAGAGGCGGAAGCAGAGGCGGAAGAAGGGGCGGAAGCAGAGGGGGACGCAGAGGCGGAAGCAGAGGGGGGAGGAGAGGACACAGGAGAGGAGGAAAGACCGAAUGAAGGAGGGGAAAGCGAGGAGGAAGAUGAGGAGAUGGAGGGGGAAGAGGGAGAGGAAGAGGAGGGAGAGGACGAGGAGAGGGAGGAGGGCGAGGAGGGAGAGGAGGAAGAGGAAGAGGAGAGGGAGGAGGGGGAGGAGGGCGAGGAGGGCGAGGAGGGCGAGGAGGGCGAGGAGGGGGAGGAGGGCGAGGAGGGGGAGGAAGGGGAGGAAGAGUAUAUGCCUGCUAAAGCUAAACCGCCCCCUCAAAAACCCGGCGCUGGUGCUGACGUGGCAAGGGGCAAGACUGACGUGGCGAGGGGGAAGAGCACCGGCAUCAGGGGAGUCACUGUAGCCACGACUGGGUCGGCACGGAUCGUCUUGCGGGAAGCUUCCGAACUGGGCGGCAUUAGAAGCACGACUGGGAUUCGAUUGUCUGUUAUCAAACAGAAAGAGAAGGAGGGAGGGGAGGGGAAGGGAGAUGAGGAACAUCGGCACAGUGGUGGAGGGAACAGCAGAUUUCUACAGCAGCAGGCUGACGAGGAGGGAGCGGAAGCAGAGUUGAUUGUCAUUCACUCGUCGUCAUUUGCACUCUUCACUCGUCGUCAUUUUCAUAUAGGCACAGUGGUGGAGGGAGCAGCAGAUUUCUACAGUAGCAGGCUGACGAGGAGGGAGAGGAAGCAGAGCUUUGCAGCAGAGCUGUUGCAUGAUGAGGACUUGAAGAAAUACAGGAAGCGCAAGUUCCUGGAAAUUGCGGAGGAGAAUCAGCGCAAAGGCAGGAGGCACCUGGUGAAGAAGCAGGACAGGAAGAAUCCCACGUGGGCCAGAGCAGCACCUAAGUGA
Closterium sp. NIES-65 is the source of this 1554-nucleotide messenger RNA. The record is from the annotation of a GenBank genome assembly. NCBI's taxonomy places the organism in Eukaryota, Viridiplantae, Streptophyta, Zygnematophyceae, Desmidiales, Closteriaceae.